Messenger RNA from Impatiens glandulifera, 904 nucleotides. Its product is annotated as NAD(P)H-quinone oxidoreductase subunit U, chloroplastic. Lineage: Eukaryota; Viridiplantae; Streptophyta; Magnoliopsida; Ericales; Balsaminaceae. Gene Ontology annotation, cellular component: chloroplast; chloroplast thylakoid membrane; NAD(P)H dehydrogenase complex (plastoquinone). The record is from RefSeq and is a predicted model, not a curated record. The coding region runs from base 82 to 774 and encodes 230 amino acids. The transcript has 5 exons.
CAAAGCGACUAAUCUUCUCCUUCUUCUCCAUCUCUUCAUCAAAUUAACCUAACCGCCACCAUCUUCCUAAAAAUCAAAUCCAUGGCGGCGGUUUCAACCCCAGCAUCAACAUUUUGCAUACUCAGCCACAAACAGAACACAUUUUCGCUUUCAAAAAACAGCAGUCCCUGUAUAUUCCUUUCUCGAUCUUCAACAAUACACGAUUUAGCGUUACGCCGUUCUGUCAGAGUCAAAGGAAGCAGCGAUGAAGCUGAUACAGCUACGGAUUCAACUGGAGAAACUGAGAUGGAGACUCCGAUUGAUGUUAUAGAAGCGGAGAACAAUCGAUAUUCACUCAUCUCUGCUUUGAAUGUUGAAAGAGCGAUUCGCGGCAUCCCUAUCACAGAUGUAGAUCAUUAUGGUAGACUUGGAAUUCCCAUGGGAUCUGCUUAUGAACAGGUUACAAUUGCAUAUAAGAGAAAGUUAGACGAAUUAAUGAACCAAAAGCUUGAAGCGGAUGAACUCUCCCAGAAACUGGAGCUGUUGAAGGAAUCACACGGAAUAUUGUCAAUUCCAGAGGAGAGAAGAUUAUAUGAUUGGAGUUUAGCAAGGAAUGAGAAAACAAAUACAUAUUCAUGGCCAUUUGAAGUUGAUCUAACUCAAUCUCCUCCCAUUCUUCAAGAACCUCCUCCUGUACAGUUACCGGAAAAUGAAGAACCAACGAGAUUACUUGGAUACUUCAUAUUGGCUUGGUUGGUAUUGUCGUUCAUCUUGUCGAGUGGUCUUAAUCGUUGAUAGGUAGGCUUGUUUGGUUAGAGAGCUGAUUCUAACCAAAAUAUUUAUCUUUAAAGAGAGAAAUACCAUUAUUUCCUUUUGUAUUCUCUUGUAAAUUUCAAAACUUGUUUGAAAAAAAUGAUGCAGUUCA